GGAGCCGUGCAUAGCUGGUGCCUGCCUCCCGUGCUGUGACCACAGCCAGAGCCGCGCCUUGCAUGAUGCAUUGGAUGGCUGCGGACCGGAGGCCGAACAAGUAACUGUCUUCUUGUGCUCCUUUGCCUCACCGGUGGGACCAUGCCAGAACGGCUCUGGGAAGCGCUCUGGGAUCUCUGGACUCCGUUACUAAUACUAUGGAUUACGCUCCUCCCGCCCUGUGUUUACUCUGCGCCCACCACUCCGGCUCCGGCUCUGAUGAGUGGAUCCCGUCUGGAACUCAGCAGGCUGAGCGAAGAGCAGCGGGUCCUGAACCGCUCCAAGCGAGGCUGGGUGUGGAACCAGAUGUUUGUCCUGGAGGAGUUCUCCGGACCCGAACCGAUUCUUGUAGGCCGGCUGCACACAGACCUGGAUCCUGGGAGCAAAAAAAUCAAGUAUAUCCUAUCAGGCGAUGGAGCUGGGACCAUCUUCCAAAUAAAUGACAUAACGGGAGAUAUCCACGCCAUAAAGAGACUGGACCGGGAGGAAAAGGCGGAGUACACCCUCACAGCCCAGGCAGUGGAUUUUGAGACCAACAAGCCCCUGGAACCUCCUUCCGAAUUCAUUAUUAAAGUUCAGGACAUCAACGACAACGCGCCGGAGUUUCUUAAUGGACCCUAUCAUGCGACUGUGCCGGAGAUGUCCAUUUUGGGUACAUCUGUCACUAAUGUAACAGCCACCGAUGCUGAUGACCCAGUUUAUGGCAACAGUGCCAAGUUGGUGUACAGUAUCUUGGAGGGACAGCCUUAUUUUUCCAUUGAGCCCGAAACAGCAAUUAUAAAAACUGCCCUUCCCAACAUGGACAGAGAAGCCAAGGAGGAAUACCUGGUCGUCAUCCAAGCCAAAGAUAUGGGUGGACACUCCGGGGGCCUGUCUGGGACCACAACACUGACAGUGACUCUUAGUGAUGUUAACGACAAUCCUCCAAAAUUUGCCCAGAGUCUGUAUCACUUCUCAGUACCUGAAGAUGUGGUUCUCGGCACUGCCAUAGGCAGGGUAAAAGCCAAUGAUCAGGAUAUCGGUGAAAAUGCACAGUCGUCGUAUGACAUCAUUGAUGGGGAUGGCACAGCAAUAUUUGAAAUCACCUCUGAUGCCCAGGCUCAGGAUGGCGUUCUACGACUAAGAAAGCCUCUGGACUUUGAGACCAAAAAAUCCUAUACACUGAAGGUGGAGGCCGCCAAUGUUCACGUCGACCCGCGGUUCAGUGGCCGGGGGCCCUUCAAAGACACGGCCACGGUCAAAAUUGUCGUGGAGGAUGCCGAUGAGCCUCCUGUCUUCUCUUCACCCACCUAUCUCCUCGAAGUUCAUGAAAACGCCGCCCUGAACUCCGUGAUUGGGCAAGUGACCGCGCGGGACCCUGAUAUCACUGCCAGCCCUAUCAGGUUUUCCAUCGACCGGCACACUGACCUGGAGAGGCAAUUCAACAUUAAUGCAGAUGAUGGCAAGAUCACGCUGGCCACGCCGCUUGACAGAGAGUUAAGUGUAUGGCACAACAUCACGAUCAUUGCUACUGAAAUUAGGAACCACAGUCAGAUAUCACGAGUACCUGUUGCUAUUAAAGUGCUGGAUGUCAAUGACAACGCCCCUGAAUUCGCAUCCGAAUAUGAGGCAUUUUUAUGUGAAAAUGGAAAACCCGGCCAAGUCAUUCAAACGGUGAGUGCCAUGGACAAAGACGAUCCCAAAAACGGACAUUAUUUCUUAUACAGUCUUCUUCCAGAAAUGGUCAACAACCCGAAUUUUACCAUCAAGAAAAAUGAAGAUAAUUCCCUCAGCAUUUUGGCCAAGCAUAAUGGAUUCAACCGCCAGAAGCAAGAAGUCUACCUUCUGCCAAUUGUCAUCAGUGACAGUGGGAACCCUCCUCUGAGCAGCACCAGCACGCUGACCAUCCGGGUGUGUGGCUGCAGCAGUGAUGGUGUUGUCCAGUCCUGCAAUGUGGAAGCUUACGUCCUUCCAAUUGGACUCAGUAUGGGCGCCCUAAUCGCCAUAUUAGCGUGCAUCAUUUUGCUGCUAGUCAUCGUGGUGCUGUUUGUCACCCUGCGGCGACACAAAAACGAGCCAUUGAUCAUCAAAGACGAUGAAGAUGUCCGAGAGAACAUAAUUCGCUACGACGACGAAGGAGGCGGGGAGGAGGACACGGAGGCCUUUGACAUUGCCACUCUGCAGAACCCGGAUGGGAUUAAUGGAUUCCUACCCCGUAAGGAUAUUAAACCAGAUUUGCAAUUUAUGCCAAGGCAAGGGCUGGCGCCGGUUCCCAAUGGUGUGGACGUGGAUGAGUUUAUAAACGUGCGGCUCCACGAGGCAGAUAACGACCCCACGGCCCCGCCCUAUGACUCCAUUCAGAUCUAUGGCUACGAAGGCCGGGGCUCUGUGGCGGGCUCCCUCAGCUCCUUGGAGUCGGCCACCUCAGACUCAGACCAGAAUUUUGACUACCUCAGUGACUGGGGACCCCGCUUUAAGAGACUGGGCGAACUGUACUCUGUUGGUGAAAGUGACAAAGAAACUUGACAGUGGAUGAUUCCCUCCAUCCACGGGAACUGAGCAUUCUGUAAUAUGCUAGGGCCACUCCCCUUAGAUGCAGCCAAUGCGGCUAUUUGUUUUAGAGGCAAGUGUAGCACCAAUCAUCUAUAAACUUCAACUACAUUUUAAUGUGGAACCAAAAAAAAAAUAAUGGAUAAUAAAAAAGUCUAUGUUAGGAGGUGAUGCAUCUUGUGGAGUGUGAAUUAAACUAUGUGGAGUGUCUAGAAGUCGUUGGAUAGUUGCUAUGUACGUGACCACCACAAAGAUGGGGAUCCUGCCUCAAGCUUAGGGAAAGUUUUCAGAGAGGGGGAAAAUUAUAUAUAUCAAAAUUAAAAAGGUGCUUUCUUAGACAAAAUGGACCUUCAAGGAAUUUGUUGCUGAGAUGUGUCUUCUUGCAAGGAUUUUUAUAAAUGGGAAUGGUUUUUCCCCCCCUUCACCAAUAAGGAUCCCGCCACAUACGCUAAAGCAAUACUUGGUCGGCUGUACAUCCUGACUUUUGGGAGUUUGGGAAGGCCUCCUAAGAUGGUACAGAGACCACACAUGUACAUAACGGUUGGCCUCGCCCAUCAGAGACGGAAUAGCAUCUUUAAAUAGUGUGUCGAGCCUUAAAAUAGUCACAUGUCCCGAAUCCAUUCCAAGGUGGGGCUUGCCAGCGCAGUGGUGGGAGGCGAGAAAUCCCACGGAACAGGCUUGCUUUUAAGAAGCAGGAUUACUCCUUCCCUCCACUUCAUCUCGUUCCACAAGGACACAGAGGUAGACUAUGUCAUGCAAUGGACGAUGUGAGGGACAGAUGGUUUUAUUUGUUUAAGCCUCAAAAUAAAUAUUUUAUUGAUGUCCAUUCAUGCGUUUAUUUAUUAAGGUUGGUAACCUAUAGAGGAAAGGGACUAUAUGGAGAAAAAAAAAGAUAAAUUAUAUCCAUUAAUAAUCCUUUAGAUUGUUUUAUAUAAAUAUAUAUAUAUACACACACACACACAAUGAAUGUUUAAUACAUGUACAUUUUGAUGAGAUGAGUAUGGCAGGCAAUAUUUUGACCAGGGAGCAAAUAGUCUCUUUAGUGUAGAAAGUGUUAUUGUGACUGGUGAUGGCAGGAACAGCUUUUUUUCCCAGAGAAACUUUUAGACUGUUUUCUAUUUUGUUCAUACUCCUAGUAUUUGGUGUUUUUACUACAAGCACAAACAUCUGAAAGUAUAUCGAUCCGUGUGAAUAUUUAAACUCUAGACUUUUAGAUACCUACAUACAUGACCCAGGAGACAUGCUUCAAGUCGCCCCACAAUGUUUUAGAGCAGGAACCCGACUUGUACAUAAUUUUACUGCUUCUGUUUUCAGCACUUCUCUCCCCGAUCCUCCUGGUGAGACCCAGAACAUCUUAGAGUCCAAAAGACAACAGCCCUAGCAGAUGUGAGCAUAUUCAAUUUGUAAUACCAACCUGACCGUUUAGGAGUAGAGAAAUGUAUGAUACAACCGAACUACGACGACAUGCAGAUCAUUUUACUUUUCUACUUUGCUUUAAGGCAAUAUUGUUUAUUUACUCCAUGUAUUGUAUUCAGAGAAAACUCCUGUAUUGUUUCCUACUUUGUGAAAUAUAUUUUUAUAAAUA
Messenger RNA from Pipistrellus kuhlii (Kuhl's pipistrelle), 4153 nucleotides. It is a transcript of the gene CDH8, whose product is annotated as cadherin 8. Gene Ontology annotation, molecular function: cadherin binding; calcium ion binding. Gene Ontology annotation, biological process: adherens junction organization; cell morphogenesis; homophilic cell-cell adhesion. Gene Ontology annotation, cellular component: catenin complex; synaptic cleft; adherens junction. The transcript is spliced from 11 exons. The coding region runs from base 142 to 2544 and encodes 800 amino acids. NCBI's taxonomy places the organism in Eukaryota, Metazoa, Chordata, Mammalia, Chiroptera, Vespertilionidae. The record is from RefSeq and is a predicted model, not a curated record.